This is a messenger RNA of Capsicum annuum, 1731 nucleotides long. RefSeq names its product lactosylceramide 4-alpha-galactosyltransferase. The coding region runs from base 375 to 1637 and encodes 420 amino acids. Lineage: Eukaryota; Viridiplantae; Streptophyta; Magnoliopsida; Solanales; Solanaceae. The transcript has a single exon. The record is from RefSeq and is a predicted model, not a curated record.
AUUAUCUUUUCAAAAUUCUUCCUUAUUCCUCUUGUAUAUAAUAGAAAAGAAACAUUCAUUCAUUCAAUAAAAUAAAAUCAAACAAAUAAUACUUUUCCAAAGUCAACGUUCUUCUUUUUUCUUCCCUUUCCAAGUAGCUGCCAUAAGUUUCUCUAAGCCAAUUAUUCUAUAGAUAGAACUUUACCAAAAUAAACUUGGAAGUGUUCAAAUUUGUAUUACUAUAAAUUUUCUUGAUCAAGAAACUUCAAAAUAUUCAUUCUUUUUCUCUACCUUCUAUUUGAUUUCUUCCAAUUUUUUCCUCCAUGAAAAAGCUGCAAAUAAUAUGUUACCACAUCACCUUUUUAUAGCAUAGGAGAAAGUAUUAGUUCUAUUCAAUGUUCAAGAUGUUCGAUUACUACAAAAAAAGUAGAACAAAAAGUUUUCAUCUUUUUUCUAUUCUUUCUUUUGCUUUGAUUAUUUUUGUUAUCACUUUUUCUGAUAGACUCAUAUCUAAUUUUUCAUCAUCCCAUUCAAUUGCUUUUGUAUCAAAAAAUAGUUCUGAACAGCCACUAAGGUCCACUUUUGUACAUAAAUCAAUUUUGUCAAAGAAGGAAAAAAUAGUCAAAGAAGAAGAAGAAAUUGAAGAUCAUGUGAAUUUGAUGCCUCUUUUUAAUCUCACAGAAGAGCAAAGAAUUUCAUGGUUCAAGAAAAAAUUGACUGAAUUUAGCAUAUUGAAGUCAACAAGAUUGUCAAGACAAUUUAGUAGCAGAGUGAACAAGUUCUUUAAUACGAAAAGUUGCAGAGUUCAGUUAUUCAUGACGUGGAUUUCCCCUGCAAAUUCUUUUGGAAGAAGGGAAUUUUUUGCGUUGGAGACUUUGUUCAAGUCCCACCCAAAAGGUUGUUUGAUAAUUCUUUCGCGAACUUUGGACACCCCUCGUGGGGCUAGAAUCUUGAGCCCUUUGACUCAAUUGGGCUAUAAGGUUGUAGCUGUGACUCCAGAGCUGUCUUUUCUGUUCAACAGUACGCCAGUUGAAUCAUGGUUUGAUGACCUCAAGAAUGGUAGAAAAGACCCUGGUGAAAUUCCAUUGGCUCAGAAUUUGUCCAAUUUGAUUAGACUAGCUGUUCUGUACAAGUAUGGCGGUGUUUAUCUUGACACGGAUUUUAUCAUCCUGAAGGAUUUUUCGAGACUCAGGAAUUCGAUUGGUGCACAAAGCAUAUCUGCAAAUGGGAAUUGGACAAGACUGAAUAAUGCAGUACUGAUCUUUGAUAAAAAGCAUCCACUUCUUUACAAGUUUAUGGAGGAAUUUGCUUUCUCUUUUGAUGGAAAUAAGUGGGGACAAAAUGGACCAUAUUUGGUUUCAAGAGUGGUAGAGAGAUUGAUGACCUCUACACAAAAAAAUCAGUUGAACUUUACUGUAUUACCACCAAUAUCAUUUUAUCCGGUUGAUUGGAUUCGAAUUCCCGGAUUCUUCAUGAAAUCAAAUACAAGAAGUCAUUCAAGAUGGAUAGAAGCCAAGUUGCUUCAACUUAGUGGUGAAACUUAUGGAGUGCACCUUUGGAACAAGCAGAGUAGUAGCAUGAAAAUUGAACAAGGAAGUAUUAUAGGGAGAUUGAUUUCUGAACAUUGUUUGUUAUGUAAAGAUAUUUACAGUUCAUAAAAAGAAAUCUCACUUGUGAAUUGAAUUCUUUAAUUUCAUAUUUGUAAAAACUCAAGACAUUUUAUUUAUAAUUUCAUCACAAGUUCUUGAUCAU